Durusdinium trenchii is the source of this 1027-nucleotide messenger RNA. The record is from the annotation of a GenBank genome assembly. NCBI's taxonomy places the organism in Eukaryota, Dinophyceae, Suessiales, Symbiodiniaceae.
CAGGCAGGGCCUUGGCAGAUUCGGGAUGCGCUGAAUGGCUGGCGCGAGUGUGGCGAGGUGAAGGUACUGCAAGGGCCUUUGUCCUUCCCACCGGUCCUGUACUUGGUCACAGAGCAGCGAGAUUCCGUCUACGAACUCAUGAAGUCUGAGUUCUUGAAUGGUCAGCCGCUCUGGCGAUGCAAUGACCGUGGGACUGAAACUUGGCUUUACAGCACCUCUGAUGGCUUUUGGUGCCUUUCGCAGAAGGACAGACUCUUCUCACCCGAUGGAUACAGGCAAAAGGAUCCAGACGGUGUGUCCCUUCUUGCUUCGUGGGAGCCGCAGCUAGCGCAACCAACGCGGCAGCCUUGCGCAGUUCCUCUGGGCCACAGAGGAUUAAAGGAGUUCCCCAGCUUGUUCGGCUGCAGCUUGGGCACCCUAGCCUCCAGCCAGCCUCAUGGUGGUUCUAUGCCACACUUCUGCGAGGAGUGGCAGGUGCAGUGCAGCAGGGGUUGGGAGCCCAGCAGCGCUUUGCUUCAAACCAAUCCACCGGAGAGUCUGCCGGUCUUACACGUCGAGGCGGUCGACGGCAUUGUCUUGGGCCAUGAGCACUUGCUGGGCACGUAUUGGAAGGAGGGCGAGUUGCUCCACCACCGACCUGUGUGGCGCCCGAGUGGCUCCAAGGAUGGACCUUUGCUUUUCAGCACCCGAGACGGUCAUUGGCUACUGGAGGUGCACGAGACGGAUGAAGCAACGAGCGGAUUCCGCUGCGAAAGAGCCUCAUCUUUGCGGGUGACGGCACUGAAGCGUGGUGUGAUGCUUGGUGUGUAUGAAUCAGUACCAGGGGCGACUGGGACUUGGAGACUGAGCCGGCCGAAGGAGACUUAAGCAAGACCGAUUCGCAGCCUGGGUGGCUCCGCUUGCAGACGCUCUGACCUAGGCGAGAUCGAGAGCAACGUUUUAAUGACCAGACCGUGGCGCACCACGAAGUGGGAACUUGCUGCGGCUUUGACCCGAAACACACCUGUGACUCCGAUGAAGCGGGUGG